Messenger RNA from Cantharellus anzutake, 1170 nucleotides. Its product is annotated as putative glycogen synthase kinase 3 alpha. Gene Ontology annotation, biological process: signal transduction; protein phosphorylation. Gene Ontology annotation, cellular component: cytoplasm. The transcript has 5 exons. The record is from RefSeq and is a predicted model, not a curated record. Gene Ontology annotation, molecular function: protein serine/threonine/tyrosine kinase activity; protein serine/threonine kinase activity; ATP binding. Lineage: Eukaryota; Fungi; Basidiomycota; Agaricomycetes; Cantharellales; Hydnaceae. The coding region runs from base 1 to 1170 and encodes 389 amino acids.
AUGCCGCUCCGCAACAACGCAGCCCUCGACGAUCCGAACAAAGUCGUCAAAGUAGUCGCCUGCGAUGGCAAGACAGGGGAACAGAAGGACAUCCAGUACACAAAUUGCAAGAUUAUCGGCAAUGGUUCUUUUGGCGUUGUUUUCCAGGCUCGUCUUAUUGGUGCUUCGCAGUCUGACGAAGACAUUGCUAUCAAGAAAGUUUUACAAGACAAACGUUUCAAGAAUCGAGAGCUGCAGAUAAUGCGAUUAGUGUCGCAUCCAAACGUGGUAGAUCUCAAGGCGUUUUUCUACUCCAAUGGCGACAAGAAAGAUGAGGUGUAUCUUAAUCUCGUCCUUGAAUACGUCCCAGAAACAGUCUACCGCGCCUCGCGCCACUACGUCAAACUGAAGCAGCCAAUGCCCACAUUGCAAAUCAAGCUCUACAUGUACCAACUUCUGCGAUCCCUGGCAUACAUCCACUCUGUCGGCAUCUGCCAUCGCGAUAUCAAGCCCCAGAACUUGCUCCUCAACCCUGCAACUGGUGUCCUUAAACUAUGCGACUUUGGCUCUGCAAAAAUCCUUGUUGCUGGCGAGCCAAAUGUGAGCUACAUCUGCUCGCGGUACUACCGGGCACCGGAGCUUAUUUUUGGUGCCACCAAUUACUCGACCAACAUUGAUAUCUGGUCGACGGGCUGUGUCAUGGCUGAGCUGAUGCUCGGGCAACCUCUUUUCCCAGGGGAGAGUGGGAUCGAUCAGCUCGUGGAAAUCAUUAAAGUGCUCGGUACCCCUACACGUGAACAGAUCAAGACAAUGAAUCCGAACUACAUGGAACACAAGUUCCCUCAAAUCAAGCCUCAUCCGUUCUCCAAGGUCUUUAGGCCGCGAACCCCUGUCGAGGCUAUUGACCUCGUUUCGCGCCUCUUGGAGUACACCCCGUCUGCUCGAUUAAGCGCAAUCGAAGCAAUGUGCCAUCCCUUCUUUGACGAUCUUCGACAAGAAGCGACAAAAAUGCCGAACGGAAAAGACUUACCUUUACUCUUCAAUUUCACGCGUGAAGAGCUCUCCAUUCGACCGGACCUAAACCGCCAGCUCGUUCCACCAUUCUGUGAACCCGAGCUAGCGUCAAGGGGCAUUGAUUUGAAUAAUUUUAAGCCGAUACCUCUGGAAGAGCUUCGAAUCUCGCUUGACUGA